Seriola aureovittata is the source of this 2871-nucleotide messenger RNA. RefSeq names its product HtrA serine peptidase 4 (gene htra4). Gene Ontology annotation, molecular function: serine-type endopeptidase activity; protein binding. Lineage: Eukaryota; Metazoa; Chordata; Actinopteri; Carangiformes; Carangidae. The transcript is spliced from 9 exons. Bases 121 to 1509 code for a protein of 462 amino acids. Gene Ontology annotation, cellular component: extracellular region. Gene Ontology annotation, biological process: positive regulation of apoptotic process; proteolysis; programmed cell death. The record is from RefSeq and is a predicted model, not a curated record.
GUGUGGUGGUGUAUACCUGGAUGAACUCCAUCAGUAGGUAUCGAGCACAAGCAGCUGCUCAUCACAGUCUCACGUACAGCGGACUGGAAGGGAAGACUGCUGUCAAGUGAAUUUUGGGUCAUGAUGAAGUUUGUAGCGCACUUCAUUCUCCUCACCUCCGCAGCUCACGCGGGGCUGCUGAGGAAAAGACAAACUUGUCCGCAGGUUUGCGAUGCUUCUCAGUGCCGCGUCCCGCCGCAGGCUUGUUACUACGGACAGGUGAAGGACGGAUGCGGCUGCUGCGUGGUGUGCGCGGCCGGUGAGGGUGAAACCUGCGGGAAGCGGAGCGGCCUCUCUUGCGGUGACGGGCUGCGGUGCGACUCUGUCCCCGGGAUGGAGGGAGGCUUCCACAGCUCUUGCGUGUGCGUCUCCUCUGGGCCGGUGUGCGGGAGCGAUGGCAGGACUUACCCCAGCAUCUGCCGCCUGACAGCCGAGAACAGAAGAGCCGAGUUCGGUGAGACCCCCCCGGUCAUUUUGAUGCAGAGGGGUCGGUGUAAUUCAGGAAUGCAACAUCCAGGAAGUAUGCGCUACAAGUUUAACUUCAUUGCAGAUGUAGUGGAUAAGAUUAUGCCUGCUGUUGUUCAUCUGGAGCUUUUCCAAAGAGUGCCAUUUUCUAGCGAUGAGCUCUCCGUGUCAAGUGGCUCUGGGUUUGUAGUGUCAGAGGAUGGCUGGAUCAUCACCAACGCACACGUGCUCACCAACAAGCAGAGGAUAAAAGUGGAGCUGAGAAGUGGUAUCCAAUACAACGCUGUAGUCAAGGACAUGGACCAGAAGAUGGACAUCGCACUUAUCAAGAUCGAACCAGAUACCCCCCUGCCUGUGCUGCGUCUCGGCCAGUCCUCAGACCUGCGUCCCGGCGAGUUUGUGGUUGCGGUGGGAAGCCCUUUCUCCCUGCAGAGCACCGUCACCACCGGCAUUAUCAGCACAGUCCAGCGCAACGGCCGGGAGCUGGGCCUCCAGGACUCUAACAUGGACUACAUCCAAACUGACGCCAUGAUUAAUUACGGCAACUCCGGUGGACCACUUGUCAACUUGGAUGGAGAUGUAAUUGGCAUAAACACUCUGAAAGUGGCAGCAGGAAUCUCUUUUGCCAUUCCUGUGGACAAAAUACACCAGUUCCUCGCUGAAUCCCACAGCAGACAAGUCAACGGAAAUGCGCAGGAAAAAAAGAAAUACAUAGGCAUCCGGAUGCUGCAGCUCUCACCAUCUUUGAUCCGAGAUCUCAGGGAGCGCGAGGGUGAAUUGCCAGACGUGAGCUCAGGAGUUUAUGUUUAUGAGGUAAUACCUGGAGGAGCUGCAUCCAGCGCUGGCAUGAUAAAUCACGACGUCAUCGUUGGCAUCAACGGGCAGCCCGUUCACACAACGCAGGAAGUGAGCCAAGCCGUCCAGAGCAGCGCCGUGCUUUCAGUGGUGGUGAGACGAAAGACGAGGGACGUUACACUAACUGUCACUCCUGAGGAGACGGACUGAAAUCAACGGUUUUAUAAACGAAAAAAAGACAUGUACUUUUAUACAGUGUACCACUGAACUGGUAAAAAACACCUGUGGAUCUAUCUUAUGGUUACAAGAGUUCAAAGGAGACUGAACACCAGGAAGAUGUAAACACCUCACUUAGUCAGUUCCUCAGAAUUAAUAAGGAAGGGCCGCCCCUUUUAAGCAAAUGUGACCAAUCACGGAGGAGGAAAUCAUCACAGGUAAAGAUACAUACAGACCAACAAGACACAUUAUGUUCUGAUUGACAAAGGCGACCACCCCAGGGAUCACAAACUACUAUUCAGCUAUUUUACAAUGCCCGUACAUACACCCUGUGUUUAUAGAAAGGAAAUGAAGGAAACUAAUGACGGAAAUAAAAUUAGAUAAAGCAGGUGUGUGUUAAUAAACUGCAUCAUUUGUACAAAAUAACUCCAGGGAUACAUUGUACAGUCCGGUGGUUACGUCAUAAACUGCUGGUUAGAAGGUUGCUUACCCUGAGGCUGUGAGAGGAUUCUCCCAGAAACCUCCCACAUGGGUGAGUUUCUGUAUUAAGAUAUAUGCCAAAAAUGACCUCAAGAACCUCAGUAUAUUGGCGAGACAUGGUGAUGAUGAUAUCGUGAACAGAAUAUAAAUCUUGCCAUAAUUCGGUCUUAUAUAAUAUUUGACUUGGCAUUAUGAUUGCAGGUCAGAUGAGUGUUUCACCCUGUGAAAAGGACCAGUCUCUCUGUUCAUGACUCAACAGGUCUGGACCACUCGUGAAUUUUUGUUCGUACAAAUUCUCUUAAGUCAUUCGUACGUGCCAAUGAAAGACAAAUCUGAGUGGUUCUUGCAUGAGGCCUGUUGUUCCUGGAAGGAGAUGGUGUAGUUUAAUGUUUAAGCUCAGUUUCUCAGUAUUGGGGUGGAAUUACAAAAGCCAGAGAUACAAACAAAACCGAUGCUGAUACUUCAGUCAGUAGUCACCUGUAGUACAUUGUGUACUCAGUAUACUCACUGGCGUUGUGUGUGAAUUUCAACAACAAGUAGUGUUGCCCCAAAUGAAAAACCACGCCUUUGUGCACUCAAUGGAAAUGACAACAGGUGAUAGGAUUGUCACCCACCGUGCGGGUGUCUUUGUUAGCUUUACUUCAAAAUAAACUUUAUUUUUGGUGUCUGAUAUUGUUAUUGUUAUUAUUAUUAUGUAAUUUUUUCUCAUUGCCUGCUUGUGUCAUUAUGUUAGCACAUUUGACGUACUAUAGUUUGCAUAUGUUUCAUCCCUCCAGUAAUAUCUAAUUUUGUGUUAUUAUAUGUAUAUAUAUAUAUUCCUGUGUGUGCCUCCUGUGUCAUGCGACAUCAGUGCCAAUAAAGUGUCCUUCUUCAGUC